AUUUGUAUUUCAUUAUUUUUUUUUUCGUUCAGCGUCAUUGACAACCUGGAUUCUCUCUCAUAUACUUUCAACCCUCACCAAUCAAGGCUUGACAACGAUCCGACUCACUUGGACUGCUCACCAACUUGGAACCAGACAAGGCUUUUUUCCUGCCUUUUUUCUUCUUCCCCUCUGCUUCCAAUUGAUAUAAAUCUUACACCUCAAUUCCUCUCCUGGGGAAGAAAAAAAAAAAUGGGCAGCACACCACCAGCACCGCCCUCCAUCGAGGUCAACAAGCUCACCUACUCCUUCGCCGACGCCUCCCUCGGCGUGACAGACAUCAGCCUCUCAGUCCCACCGCGGUCCCGCACCCUCCUCAUCGGUGCCAAUGGCGCAGGCAAGACGACGCUCCUCCGCCUCCUCGCCGGCAAGCGCCUCGCCCCCUCCAACACCAUCUCCAUCUCGGGCGUCGACCCCUUCAAGGACGGCCUCGAGGGCGUGACCUACCUGGGCCUCGAGUGGGUGCUCAACCCCAUCGUCCGCACAGACAUUGGCGUGGUCGAGCUCCUGCGCUCCGUGGGCGGCGACGCCUAUCCCGAGCGCCGCGACGAGCUCGUGCACGUGCUGGACAUCGACACGGCCUGGCGCAUGUCGGCCGUCAGCGACGGCGAGAGGCGCCGCGUGCAGCUGGCCAUGGGCCUCGUGCGGCCCUGGACCGUGCUGCUGCUCGACGAGAUCACCGUCGACCUCGACGUCCUCUCGCGCGCCGAGUUCCUCGCCUGGCUGAAGCGCGAGACCGAGGCCCGCGACUGCACGAUUGUCUAUGCCACGCACAUCCUCGACAACCUGGCCGGCUGGCCCACGCAUCUUGUGCACAUGCACAUGGGCACCGUGCGCGAGUGGGGUGAGACGGACAAGUUCCUGGCCCGCCUCGAGGGCGAGGAGGCGACGGGGAACUCGCGCCUGGGCGAGGUCGUGCUGGGCUGGCUGCGGAGUGACCUGAAGGAUCGGGGCCCGCGUAGCCAGAACAGGCGAGGGCCUGAGGGGAAGACGUAUGGGAUGGGUGGCACGCAGUUGGGCGGAACGAGAAAGGAGAGAGGAGAAGAUAUGUGGUGGACGACGUCCAAUGAUUUUCAACAAUAUGCAUGCAUGGGACUUGGAGUUUUCUAA
Messenger RNA from Cryphonectria parasitica EP155, 1149 nucleotides. RefSeq lists its product as uncharacterized. Lineage: Eukaryota; Fungi; Ascomycota; Sordariomycetes; Diaporthales; Cryphonectriaceae. The transcript is spliced from 2 exons. Gene Ontology annotation, molecular function: ATP binding; ATP hydrolysis activity. Bases 232 to 1149 code for a protein of 305 amino acids. The record is from RefSeq and is a predicted model, not a curated record.